AUGAGCUUAAGAAGAAUGAGAAGUGGAGGCGUGCAUGCGGAUUCCGAAUAAGAUUUUUUAAAUAAAAUUGGUAAAUUGGAAAAAUAACAAAAAAAAAGAACUUAUGUUGAAGAAACUGAAACCUUUGAGGGAUUUAUUAUGAAUUCUCAAUUUACCUUUGACUGUUUUGGAGGAAAUCAAAUCUUAAAGACAAUUUAACAAUCUCAUUUCAUACUAAUUAUGAUAGAUGAUUUCGCUUUAAGUCCAAAGAGACUAUAAAAUAUGAUCGAAAACAAUAAUUGCGAAACACUGACGCAAAGCACAAAUGAUGAUUCAUUCGUUUGGAGUUCUUAACCGAUGAAUUAUGACUGCGUUGUACACAACUACACUGUAGGCUAAGUCAAUCACUUGUUCAAUAUAUGGUUAAUUAAUACACCCACUAUGAAUUCAACGUUUAAAUAUUGCUAUUUUCGAUUUUUUGAAGCAUUUAUAUGUGUAAAUAACGAAGGAAGUGAAAUUUUCAAAGGAAUCUACAAUGAAAUGCGCACUUAUAAUGAGAAGGUUCAGCAAUUUCAUAUAAAAGAAAAUGAUGAAGUAAUCAAAUUUGGAAUAACUAGGUUUCCCCGGAUCGCAAAUUAAUUAAUAAUUUUUAAUAAAUUAUAAAAAGUUUAAUUGAUUCGACAACGAAAUGACGAAAGCUUAUAUGAUGAUAUAUAUCUUGUUUAUUGUUUAUGUUUAAUAUAUAAAAAUCCUUAAAAUAUACAUAUAUAAAAAAAGAAUUUCACCAAAAAAUGA
This is a messenger RNA of Paramecium tetraurelia, 774 nucleotides long. RefSeq lists its product as uncharacterized. The transcript has 4 exons. The record is from RefSeq and is a predicted model, not a curated record. NCBI's taxonomy places the organism in Eukaryota, Ciliophora, Oligohymenophorea, Peniculida, Parameciidae.